Molecule: messenger RNA, 663 nt
Organism: Anoplophora glabripennis (Asian longhorned beetle)
Lineage: Eukaryota; Metazoa; Arthropoda; Insecta; Coleoptera; Cerambycidae
Exons: 3
Source: RefSeq, a predicted model, not a curated record
GUGAUUUGGAACAGUUGAAUUCUUUUCCCACCAUCGCGGUUUGGAGCGCCGUAAAGUUCGUCAUACACGACAACGCAAAGACGACUUACGCCUUUCUUCCUCUCAUCACCGACCCAGACAAUUUAGACAAGAAAAUGCUGUUUCGCACCUUAGAGGACAGCGAGAAGAAGUUCAUCACGACCGAGGCGCAUUCCCCAUUGUUCGCUGUUGUCAUGAGGAAAAUCGGUGUCCACAAGCAACUGGAGUGCCAUGGAUUUGUUUGUCAGACCUCAGAGGAUGCUAUCGUAAUAGCAGCAACGCUGUACAAAUCGCUGGUGGCGCACAUGAAGGCGAAGGAGAGGAAGCCUAGGAAUAAGAACGGGGUGACUACGUGCAUGUCGAUAGCAUCCAGUGUAUAUAACGAAAAAUCUGGCAAUUCAGUACCUGUUAGACCGCCGAGGAAGAAGAGGAGUUCGACUUCUUCCAUUAUUAGCGAAACAGAUAUCAUGAACAUUUCCGAUACUCAGCCUCUGCUGUCCUCGAAUAACAAACCCCCCAAAAAGAGUUUAAAAUCAAAAAGGGCACCCAAAGCACCAGAAUCGAAAUCCGAGGACCUCGAUGCCAUCCUGCCAUAUGAAGAACCAAUAAGGCCGUUAGAAUUACAGAAUAACUUAACAGUACAAA